Messenger RNA from Sardina pilchardus (European sardine), 1458 nucleotides. RefSeq lists its product as uncharacterized. The coding region runs from base 153 to 932 and encodes 259 amino acids. Gene Ontology annotation, molecular function: MHC class I protein binding; coreceptor activity. The transcript is spliced from 5 exons. NCBI's taxonomy places the organism in Eukaryota, Metazoa, Chordata, Actinopteri, Clupeiformes, Clupeidae. Gene Ontology annotation, biological process: regulation of immune response. The record is from RefSeq and is a predicted model, not a curated record. Gene Ontology annotation, cellular component: cell surface.
UGGCUUCCUAAUGUCUGAUAUCAACAGAACAAUGUGAAGGGGUGUGAGCUACUGUCAUACUUCCUCAUGGAGGCCAUCACAGUUUGCAAAAUUGGGCAUAAAGGAGAAGCUGGUCUCCGUAAUUAUUUUCAGCUUAGCGGUUCGAGAGCAAGAUGGAUGUGCUGUUCAUGGUGGUGGCCCUUGUCUUGACACUGGGAAUGGCAGAGGCUGCUACUCCAUUGGAAAUCUUUACACAUGACCAUGGGAGUAACAUCCACCUGAAGUGUCUGACUAAUAAAUCGGAUCAAUGGAUUGACCUAAUGUGGUAUAGGACAAGUGAAACAGGGUUUGAAUAUAUAGGACACACAGAAUUACAAGGCAAAGAAGAGUACAAGUACCAGAUUAAUGGUAGCAAUAAACAUAUUAGGCUUCAUAGAACAAUUGACACAUUUAACUUAAGCAUUACAGAUGUUCAGCCAUCAGAUUCUGGGGCAUACUGCUGUAUGAGGGGCACAUCAGGAACAAAGAUCCUAAAUGUGGCUGUACUAUUGGUGAAAGAAACUUCACCCACUGGUUCCACAUCAGUUGUUGCAACCACUGAUGAUUCCCAAAAUGAGAAGAACUCUACACAAGGUCCCGGGUGCCAAGAGGAACGCACAGAUCUGAAGCUUCUCAAGGCUCUGGGCGGCUCUCUGGUCCUGUGCGUUGGUCUGAUUGUGUUCCUGGGAUAUCUGAGCUUCAAGAGAAGAGAGUGCAAGCACUGCAAAGAGAAAGCUUGCCAGGUGCAACAAGACACACAUCUGUCAAAUCAAAAUAGCUGGCAGGACGAUGAGACACUGAACUACGCUCCGGUACACUUUGCUAAGAGGGGUGAACAACAGAAGAAAAAGCAGAAGAAGAAGACAACUCAGCCAGAAGAGGAGACUCUUUACGCUGGAGUCAAAUGCUCUUAGUCAAAAUACAAACACUGUUGGCAAAUUUCACAACCAGAUGUACUCAGUGAAGUUCCCGUUUCUUGGUUCUUCACGUUUCCUAACAUGACAUGGUCUCUGCCUUUCUGCCUGAUGGCUACUGUAUAUUCAGAGCAGAAAUAGUAUUUGAGAUCUGUGUUUAAGUGUUAAAGGGAAUACUGUAAAAUAUUAUCUCUGCCCUGCCUUCAGUGAGGGGUCUGUGUGAGACUGCAUCUGUCAAUAGUCAUAUGAAAUUACAGCCUCCAAUUCACUGCUCAUUUAUCGGUUUCUAAGUUUUCAUUCAAUUUCUAAUAUGUAUUUUUUCCCAUCUGAAUGUGCUCCAUACAAGUUUGUGAAAUAUCAAAUACAUGUAUAUAAUAGCCUGAAUACUUUAUUACAAGUAUAUUGUGGCGUACAGGACUACUGCUGGCUAUUUGGGUGCCCUAAGUGAAAUUGGUCAAUGAUGCAUGAUGUAAAUGUUCACAUUUAAAAAUAUAUUGUAAGUCAAUGUAUCUCUCUCUCUCUUUUG